Messenger RNA from Coregonus sp. 'balchen', 4547 nucleotides. NCBI's taxonomy places the organism in Eukaryota, Metazoa, Chordata, Actinopteri, Salmoniformes, Salmonidae. The record is from the annotation of a GenBank genome assembly.
AUGGAGAUUGUGAUUGGUCUACUUGUUUCAUUAUUGUUUCUGUAUUGUGACAUCACCGGUAAGUUAGACUUCUGUUCCAGUACAAUGUUGUGAUACAGGUGUUUGGUAAAUUAGACUUCUGUUCCAGUAUAACGUUGUGAUACAGGUGUUUGGUAAGUUAGACUUCUGUUGUAGUACAACGUUGUGAUACAGGUGCUUGGUAAUGGGGGCAGCGACCUAAAUUAAGUUGAGUUUAUUAGUUCAGGUAUUUUUCAAUUUUGUUACCUUACAUUUUAUUUUAGUACUGUGAAUUUGAUUUCAAGUAUUUUAGAUAACUAACGUCUGACAGUGAAUGUUUGAAUUCUUUAGGAAUGUAUUCUCCCUCCAUUCCUUAAUUAAUUCCUAAAUUCCUUCCUAGAUGAAGGCUAAGGAAUGUGUGUGUGUGUGUGCAUGUUCUUCUUGUGUGUGUGUGUGUGUGUGUGUGUGUGUGUGUGUGUGUGUGUGUGUGUGUGGCUAUUUCUGGGUUAUGGAGUGUAACAUGUGGUUGAUUAACAUGCAGAUAGAUAAACAUUAGACAAUAUCAUUGUCCUGUUUCGUUUGAACAAUAAAAUCAACAAUAACAGAACAAUAAAGUUUUAACUUGACCUUGGUCUUCCAGAUGCUGAGUGCCUGGUGGUUAGUCCUGUCAGGCUGGUGGUGAAGUAUGGAGACCCAGCUUCAGCCAAAUGCACCUCCGAUCCGCCUCAGCAAAUGGGCUGGGAGGCGACCCAGGGAGGGGUGGGUCUAACAGACAAUGAGGAGAAGUUCCUAAACUGGAGCUACCAAAGGUAAGAGGGGCAGACACAGCUGAGACUUUUAAAACUUGUUAAAAAAUCCCACCUUUUUAACUUGAUUCUACUGUUAUUUAGCUUCAAUGGCCUUUAUUUUCAUUGAUUUAUUUUAAAUGCACUUUCAAUAUUUAUUUUGAUUUAACAGAGUGACUGACUGGAAUAUCAAACCUACGUGCUUCACAGAUGGAGGCAAGUGUCAGAAACACCUGGACAUCACAGUUUAUAGUGAGUGACGUCUCUCUCUUAUCUUCACUGGUGUUUCUGAAUGUAUACAGCAGUAUGGCACCGUUAAAUCACUGUGUGUGUGUCCAUUCCUCCACAGAGCUUCCAGACUUUGUGUCCAUCAGCUAUAGCAGUCACCCUGAUCCGAUGGUUGAGCAGCAUCAGAACCAGUUACAGUGUCUCUUCCAGAACAUCGCUCCUAUUGAGAGACUCAGGGUGAACUUCUACAAAGUCAAUACCGGUGGUGAACUGACAGAAUUAGGCACACAACAGAACUCCAAGGACAACAUCAAGACACCAGUGAAUGGGACCUAUACCCUGGACUUCACCCCUAGUAGAGAUGAUGAUGGGGCCCAGUUGUGGUGUUCAGCCAUGUUGGUUCUGGGACCAGAGGGACCCCAACCUCCUCCUGUAAUGGAAUCAGACCGCCUCAACAUCUCUGUGCACUGUGAGUCCAUCUGGUUCUCUGUCUCCACAUAUUUUGUACAACUGUUAGUUAGAUACCAGAUGAGUCAUGAUGUUGACUGAUGUUGUUUUCACUUCAUAUUCUCUCAUUAAUCAACUUGUUUCUCAUCUCUCCUCUCUCUCUCUCUCUCUCUCUCUCUCUCUCUCUCUCUCUCUCUCUCUCUCUCUCUCUCUCUCUCUCUCUCUCUCUCUCUCUCUCUCUCUCUCUCUCUCUCUCUCUCUCUCUCUCUCUCUCUUAGACAAGCCUCAGAUCACUAUGUGUCCUGGAUGUUUCUCCGUGAACAUCACAGAGGGCGACACCCUAUCAAUUAACUGUAGUGCAAAGGGUAACCCCGCCCCCUCAUACGAUUGGUUUCUACCCCAAGCUGCCCCCGCCCCCAACACCAUGGAAGACAGAUCCGUAGUGACCAUCACCAACAUGGUGAAGUCUUACUCUGGAGAGUACACCUGCAUCGCUAUCAACCCCCUGGGAAACAGCACCUGUACUGUUAACGUGGAGGUCACAGGUGAGAUGGAUGGAUUAUUGGUUGGAUGGAUGGAUGGUUGAUAGAUUCGUCGGUUUCAGUCGAGGUCGGUUGAUUGGUCGGGAAGGUCCAGUUAUGGAUAUAUGUGUUUGUUAUUCAACAAUAUAAUUCACACAUCGUAUAAUGAAUAGCGCUCCCCCUACCUGUGUAAUGAAUAGCGCUCCCCCUACCUGUGUAAUGAAUAGCGCUCCCCCUACCUGUGUAAUGAAUAGCGCUCCCCCUACCUGUGUAAUGAAUAGCGCUCCCCCUACCUGUGUAAUGAAUAGCGCUCCCCCUACCUGUGUAAUGAAUAGCGCUCCCCCUACCUGUGUAAUGAAUGGCGCUCCCCCUACCUGUGUAAUGAAUAGCGCUCCCCCUACCUGUGUAAUGAAUAGCGCUCCCCCUACCUGUGUAAUGAAUAGCGCUCCCCCUACCUGUGUAAUGAAUAGCGCUCCCCCUACCUGUGUAAUGAAUAGCGCUCCCCCUACCUGUGUAAUGAAUAGCGCUCCCCCUACCUGUGUAAUGAAUAGCGCUCCCCCUACCUGUGUAAUGAAUAGCGCUCCGCUUACCUGUGUAAUGAAUAGCGCUCCCCCUACCUGUGUAAUGAAUAGCGCUCCCCCUACCUGUGUAAUGAAUAGCGCUCCCCCUACCUGUGUAAUGAAUAGCGCUCCCCCCUACCUGUGUAAUGAAUGGCGCUCCCCCUACCUGUGUAAUGAAUAGCGCUCCCCCUACCUGUGUAAUGAAUAGCGCUCCCCCUACCUGUGUAAUGAAUAGCGCUCCCCCUACCUGUGUAAUGAAUAGCGCUCCCCCUACCUGUGUAAUGAAUAGCGCUCCCCCUACCUGUGUAAUGAAUGGCACUCCCCCUACCUGUGUAAUGAAUAGCGCUCCCCCUACCUGUGUAAUGAAUAGCGCUCCCACUACCUGUGUAAUGAAUGGCGCUCCCCCUACCUGUGUAAUGAAUACCGCUCCCCCUACCUGUGUAAUGAAUAGCGCUCCCCCUACCUGUGUAAUGAAUAGCGCUCCCCCUACCUGUGUAAUGAAUAGCGCUCCCCCUACCUGUGUAAUGAAUAGCGCUCCCCCUACCUGUGUGACCGUGAUCUCCUCGUAAUGAAAAGCUCAUCUCUGGAAUGGAGGAGGAGCAUCACAGCCUGGAAACACUAAGGCAGAAUAGAAGCCCCAUAGCUGAAACGUGAUAUGAGCUUUCACAUAAUCAUUGGUAUUGCUCAAUACAAGCAUUGGGAUUUUGACAUUGGAGGUGUGUCUCUGUUAUUUGUUAACUCGACACAGCCCAUUACUUGCACAAAGAUUUCAUUAUACGAUGUGUCAAUUCUAUAGUUGAAUUUUGAAUUAUUCCACCCCCCAUACUGCUUACAUAGAGCAGGGCUCUCCAACCCUGCUCAUGGAGAGCCUGCCUCCUGUAGGUUUUCACUCCAACCCCAGUUGUAACUAACCUGAUUCAUCUUAUCAACUAGAGAAUUAUUAGAAUGAGGUGCACUAGAUUAGGGUUGGAGCGAAAACCUACAGGAGGGUAGCUCUCCAGGAACAGGGUUGGAGCGAAAACCUACAGGAGGGUAGCUCUCCAGGAAAAGGGUUGGAGUGAAAACCUACAGGAGGGUAGCUCUCCAGGAAAAGGGUUGGAGUGAAAACCUACAGGAGGGUAGCUCUCCAGGAACAGGGUUGGAGUGAAAACCUACAGGAUGGUAGCUCUCCAGGAACAGAGUUGGAGAGACCUAGAGGGAAAAUAGAGAAGGUCCUGUUAACCCAGAGUUCUGUUCAGUAGACAUGAAACAGAAAAAAAAACAGGGAGGUACUAUCUGAACUUGUUCAAAAUGAUAGGUAGGUAGAUUGGUUGAUUGAUUGGUUGAUUGAUUGGUUGAUUGGUUGAUGUAUUUGCCCUCCUGCCUCUACGCUCUCCUCCUCCAACCUCUCAUCCUCCUCCCAGAUUUGCUCAUUCACACUGAUGUAGCCUCUGAAAUGGCCCGCAGAUGCAAUGCUCAUUUCCUCUCUCUGUUCCUUUCAACUUUGGGGUGGUUGUCUUGGUAACGGUAUGUAAUGUGUAACAACAUUUUAGUGUAAAGCAAAUCGGAUCUGAGCGUCCUUACAUAUGGAGGAUGGGAAUUGUAUCAGGAUUGAGAUCCACAUAUGAAUGAACUCAUGUCGUUUUUUGCUGUUUACACAUUGGGGGAAAAGAUCAGAUAUGUAUCAGACAUGCUAAAUAAUUGGCAAAAUAUCAGAAUUGGGCUGCCUGUGUAAACACAGCCUAAACGUCUGUUUCCCUCCUCAGGAGCUUCCUGUCAGGCUGCUGGAAGUGCCAUGGUGACCGUGCUGCUCCUCCAGCUCAUUCAUUGGCUGUAAGACCACUUCCUGAACCCACUGAUUGGCUGAAUAGAUGUGCUUUUUUUUCCCCCACUGUGAGUGGGGACUUUCUGUCCACUUUCUGCUAACUAUUGAUUAAUUAUUUUAUUGAUUUAUUGGUUGAUUGAUUGAUAACCAUGCCUACAAUACUUUGAUAAUAUUACCUUGUAGCUUUAUGAUUUGUCCUUAUACA